AUGCCAUUACAACCUGAUGAAAUUUUUAAUCUAAAAAUUGAUGAUGUAGAAGUGGAUGAUGUAGAAGAAGUGGGUGAUGUAGAAGAAGUGGAUGAUGUAGAAGAAAUGGAUGAAGGAAAAGAAGUAGAUGAUGAAGAGGAAGUAGAAGAGGAAGAGGAGAAUCAUAGAGAAGUGAUUGUGGUGGCCAGUCAAAUGCAAAUUGAGGAUAGAGCAGUUAUGUCACUCAAUUAA
This is a messenger RNA of Entrophospora sp. SA101, 231 nucleotides long. The record is from the annotation of a GenBank genome assembly. NCBI's taxonomy places the organism in Eukaryota, Fungi, Glomeromycota, Glomeromycetes, Entrophosporales, Entrophosporaceae.